Indicator indicator is the source of this 928-nucleotide messenger RNA. RefSeq names its product zinc finger AN1-type containing 2B (gene ZFAND2B). The transcript is spliced from 9 exons. Gene Ontology annotation, cellular component: endoplasmic reticulum; cytoplasm. Bases 1 to 810 code for a protein of 269 amino acids. Gene Ontology annotation, molecular function: zinc ion binding. Lineage: Eukaryota; Metazoa; Chordata; Aves; Piciformes; Indicatoridae. The record is from RefSeq and is a predicted model, not a curated record. Gene Ontology annotation, biological process: proteasome-mediated ubiquitin-dependent protein catabolic process; protein targeting to ER.
AUGGAGUUCCCGGACCUGGGAGCCCACUGCUCUUGGGCCGCCUGCCAGCGCCUAGACUUCCUCCCACUGAAGUGCGACGCCUGCGAGCAGAUCUUCUGCACCGACCACAUUGCUUAUGCCCAGCAUGGCUGCACCUCUGCCUACAAGAAGGAUGUGCAGGUCCCCGUGUGUCCCCUCUGCAACACCCCAGUGCCUGUGAGGCGGGGGGAGAUGCCUGAUGUGGUGGUGGGUGAGCACAUUGACCGUGACUGCAAGUCUGACCCCGCACAACGGAAGCGCAAGAUCUUCACCAACAAGUGUAUGAAGCCUGGCUGCAAGCAGAAGGAGAUGAUGAAGGUGAUCUGUGACCAGUGCCACAAGAACUACUGCCUGAAGCACCGGCAUCCCCUGGACCAUGACUGCAGUGGGGCAGGGCAUCCUUUCAGCAGAGCAGGACAUGCUGCAAUUGCAAGAGCUGAGGCAUCUUCCUCCAAAACUGACACCACAUCCAGCAGUGGAGCUGCCUGGCCAGCAGAGAGCCCCUCUUCCCCAGCAUCUGCCAGAGGAGGUAAAGCAGCUGUGUCACAGACUCACAGAACCUCCCCUCCGGCUGUCAUGCUGCAGAACGGGCUGAGUGAGGAAGAGGCACUGCAGCGAGCCCUGGAGAUGUCCCUGACAGAGUCAGCACGCAGCUCAGUGCAGCCACCGAGCAGCACACAGGAAGAGGAGGAUCUGGCACUGGCCCAGGCGCUGUCAGCAAGUGAAGCUGAGUACCAACAGUCACAGCGGCAGGCACACAGUUCAAAGCCAUCAAACUGCAGCAUGUCGUAAGCUGGUACGGCGGGGUGUGCCAGCAGACACAGGAUCCCACUUGUGAACUGAGUUGCAGCUCUGACCUCCCACAUGGAUGCCAUGGGGGUUCUGGCCUGGACAUUGAUGGUAAGAGCCC